CCCAUUUCCCGCCAAAAUGCAGAUCCCUAAAUCUCAAACCCUAAUAACUCGAAACCCUAACCUUCAAAAUUAACUGAAACAAAGAGAAAGAAGAAGCAAAACUUCAAGAAUUAAAUAAUGAAGGGGCGAUCACUGAAGCUUCGAGAAGCUCACAAGACCAACGGCAUCGCCUCGGUCUGCUCGAUCCUUUGGUCCGGCGACGGCCACCGCCUGAUCACCCGCCGCCGCGUCCGAUCCGUCCAUCUCAUCCACGAUCAAUCGCAGCCGUCGAAGGCCGCCACCUCCCUCCGCUAUCACAAGGAUGGGGUCACCGCCCUCGCUCUUAGCCCUAAUUCUACUUCUCUCGCUUCUGGAUCCAUCGAUCACUCUGUCAAGCUCUACACUUUUCCAGAUGGAGAGUUUCAGAGCAAUGUAACAAGAUUCACUUUGCCGAUACGAUGCCUUGCCUUUAAUAAAUCUGGUAGCUUAUUAGCUGCUGCUGGUGACGAUGAUGGCAUCAAGUUGAUUGCUACAGUAGAUAGUUCAAUCUCUAGGGUCCUCAAGGGCCAUAAAGGGUCUGUAACUUGUCUAGCUUUCGAUCCAAAAAACCAGUAUUUAGCAUCCGUUGAUGGUUUCGGCACUGUAAUAUUUUGGGAACUCUCAAGUGGAAGACAAAUUCAUACCUUGAGAGGUGUAGCCCCAAAUUGUGAAGCAGAUGACUCCCUCCUAAAUCUUCUUAGUUGGAGCCCUGAUGGAGAAACUCUGGCUGUUCCUGGUUUGAGAAAUGAGGUGGUGAUGUACGAUAGAGACACAGCCGAGAAGUUGUUUACACUGAAGGGAGAUCAUGAGAAAACUGUAUGUUUUCUUUCUUGGUCGCCCAAUGGGAAGUAUAUGGCUACUUCUGGUCUAGAUAAACAAGUUUUGAUCUGGGAUAUUGAUCAGAGGCAGGAUAUUGACAGACAGAAGUUUGAUGAUAGGAUAUGUUGCUUAGCUUGGAAACCAAAUGGGAAUUCUUUGGCGGUUAUUGAUACCAUGGGCAAAUUUAGUUUGUGGGAGUCUCCAGUUCCGACGUGUAUGAAAUCUCCUACAGAUGGUACCCCUAGCCUGAAUGAGAAUGGAUUUAUCUUAUUUGAUGAUGAUGAAGAUGAUCAUGAUGCUCAUAAGUCUGACAGUUUGGAUGAUGAUAUAGAAGAUGGUCAUGGUGAAUCUUUUCUGAGUAGCCGGAAAAGAUUUAGGAAGCAGUCCCAUUUAGAUGAAAACACUGAUGAUAAUAGUGAUGGAGAAGAGGGAUUACUUCGUCAGAUUGAAUCACGUAAAAGAAGCUCUACUAAGCGAAAGGAGAAUGUUGGCAUUGGAACAGAACACUGUGUCACUUCAAGGAACUCUUCAAGUUCAAAAAUGCAGGAUGCUUUCCAAUCGGGUGCAACUCCUGUGCAGGCUGGGAAACGGCGAUUUCUUGCCUACAAUAUGCUUGGAAGUAUAACAACAAUUGAAAACGAGACAUAUUCCCAUAUAGAGGUUGAUUUUCAUGAUACUGGGAGAGGUCCUAGGGUUCCCUCAAUGACUGAUCAUUUUGGCUUCACGAUGGCUUCUCUAAAUGAAAAUGGGAGCAUCUUUGCAAAUCCAUGCAAGGGAGAAAAGAACAUGAGUACUCUGAUGUAUCGGCCUUUCGGUAGUUGGGCUAGUAAUAGUGAGUGGUCAAUGCGGUUUGAAGCAGAGGAAGUGAAGGCUGUAGCCCUUGGUACUGGUUGGGUGGCUGCAGUUACAAAUCUUAAUUUUCUUCGCAUCUUCACGGAGGGUGGGUUGCAGAGGCAUAUUAUCUCUCUUAAUGGUCCAGUGGUAACAGCAGCAGGAUACAAGGACGAAGUGGCUGUUGUUACUCAUGUUUCAGACUGUCUUCCAUCAGGAGAUCAGGUUCUAGAAGUUAAAGUGUUUAACAUCUCUGAAAGAACUCAGACCAUCACAUCUCGUCUUCCUUUGACUCCCAAUGCUUGUUUAUCAUGGUUUGGCUUUAGUGAAGAGGGACAGUUAAGUGCGUACGACUCCAAGGGGGUACUCAGAGUGUUCGGUAACCUAUAUGGAGGCACUUGGCUUCCAAUCUUCAGUGCUAGCAAAGCAAAGAAGUCUGAAGACGAAAACUAUUGGGUAGUCGGUUUAAACGCAAGCAAGCUGUUCUGUAUUGUGUGCAAUUUUCCUGAAAGUUACCCAACAGUAGGACUAUACUCUUCUCUGCACCUGUUGAAUUUUCAUUUUCCUCUUGCCUCUUCUGAUCUUGGUGCUGAUGAACUUGAAAAUGAGUUCAUAAUCAGGAACCUGCAACUCUCACAGGCUCAGAAGAAAAUUGAAGAGGUGGCAGCCUCUGGGCUGGACACAACUAUACUUGAGGACGAGACCUUCAACAUGGAAGCUUCUAUAGACCGAUGCAUCUUGAGGCUUAUUGCCAGUUGUUGCAAUGCUGAUAAGCUUGUGAGGGCGAUUGAACUAGCAAGGCUGCUAACUUUGAAGAAAUCACUGAUGGGUGCAAUAAAGCUUGCUACAACGUUGAAGCUUCCCCUACUUGCAGAGAGAUUCAAUGGAAUACUGGAGGAGAGAUUGUCAAAUGAAUGUAGAGAGGCUAAUAUCACAAACACGCAACUCCUAAAAUCUUCACCUGCAUCUGAAAUCAAAAGAACUGCAGAGCCGUCAACAACAUUACCCUUGGCAUCUUCGUCUCAUUCUCACUUUUCCAAGCAUGGAAAAUUGGAACAGAGUACUAUAUCCGGAGUGAUUGAACCCUGCAAGAACAUGAAAGGGGGAGUUUCAAAAGUGGGAGCUCAAACGGCAGCGGAUCCAUUUGCGAAGGCACCAAGUAACCAAGAGAAAGCAGAAAUCAAUGCAAAAAAGGAUAGCAAACAUCGCAAUGCUGCUAGUGAAAAUUCAAAAGAACAAGUCAAUCAUAAAUUUCAAAAAGUUACAACUGAAGGGGUUUCUGAUAUUGGAAGCAACGAGAAACAAUGUAUUCGACCUACAAAUCCAUUUGCAAAGUCAUCAAACAACCAGGAUAAAUCUUCUCUUUUUGAUUCCAUCAAGAAAAUGAGGAAAGCAGACAUUGAGAAGAAUGAGAAGGUUAGCAGCAAGAAGGCCAAGGCUUAGAAGAUGUAAAGAUCGAUAGUCGGUCUUUGUUUUUCUGCUUCAUGAUAUACCUGAAGUCAAAUGGAUUACCUGAAGCCAUUUGAUAUUACCUGAAGCCAUUUGAUAUCCCUUGUCACUAAAGUUACAAGAUCAAAAAUCAUUUUGUUUAUAUGAUGUCAGUACCAGUUCAGAAUAGUUCAGAAAAUUAAUAUUGGCUGCUCCAACUGAUUUCGUUGUCAUAUAAGAAUCUUGAUCAUUCAUUGUUUUCUUGUGCAAUACUUGUAAGACUAUUGAUAUGUAAGUAAGUUUUUCAAUUAUUGGCCAAGAAGCAUCCAAAGUUUGCAGAUAGUCAA
Messenger RNA from Asparagus officinalis (garden asparagus), 3443 nucleotides. Its product is annotated as WD repeat and HMG-box DNA-binding protein 1. The coding region runs from base 118 to 3111 and encodes 997 amino acids. Gene Ontology annotation, molecular function: protein binding; chromatin binding. Lineage: Eukaryota; Viridiplantae; Streptophyta; Magnoliopsida; Asparagales; Asparagaceae. The record is from RefSeq and is a predicted model, not a curated record. Gene Ontology annotation, cellular component: nuclear replication fork. The transcript has 12 exons. Gene Ontology annotation, biological process: mitotic cell cycle; DNA repair; DNA-templated DNA replication.